UUCGGAGGGUCUAUUUUUUCAAGACUGAAAGGCUGUUUGAGAAACUGUUGAGAACUUCAUAAUUCCAGCAGAGUUGGAGCAGAUGGAUAGGAUGAGUGUUUUCAGUCUGAGAAAACUAUCUUUGACUAUGAGUCAUUAGAUCGCUCAGUCAGAGAGGCACAAGUGCGAGAGGCUGAGAAGAAAGUUGAGAUGGACGCCAGAUAGCCCAGGCAAAAAUUAAAGAACUAGAGGUUGAGACCAAAAAUCUUCAGGGGGCCUUUGGAUAGAUGGAGGCCAAUCUCGCCCUCGCCCUAGAGAGGGAGAAAGAGGUGGAGAGAAGGACUGAGGAGCACAUUCAAGAUGCUAAGCGCUCUUCAGUCGAGGAAUUCAAGGCAUCAUUCAUCUUCGCUGGGGAGAUGGCUCAAGCAGUAGAGGUAUUUAAGUCAUUUGAAGAAUACCACAACAGCCAUGUAACCUUCAGCGAAAAGAUUUUUCAUCAAGCUCACAAAGAAGGUUGGGUCGACUGCCAAAAGUCAGUAGAGGAGGAGCAUCCGGAGUUUGAUCUCGCCUUUUUGGACUAUGAAGAUGAAGAUGAAGAUGACGAGAAAGUUCAUAUUGCCUCUGAGCUCUCUUUCUCUGAGAAGGAGAACGUAGCUGAUCCGCCCUCCUCUUCAACUAUUAAUGUAGAUCUCUUUGAGCCUCCUUCAAAUACAACUCCUCGAGAGAAGGUCAAAGAUUGAAUGCUUGUACUUUUUGCCCCUUUCUUCUUUUUAUCUCUGUAAGAAAUUUUUAUUUAAUGAAAUAAAAUUAUGAGCUUUUUGAAGUUACCGCUUUCAAUUAUUUGCGUAGUCGGUAAAUGAUGCUUGUGACGUCGGCUCGGUAGCUACUGCUCCUUUACUGGCCACUCCUCUUCCUCCGAUGAUGACGGUUAAUAUUAAAGCUUAUAUCAAGAGCCUGAAGGAGAAACUUAAAUUCUUCGAAGGAGAGGCCACUGAUCGGGAAGAGAGACUUCAGAAGGCUCAAAAGAAACUUGAUGAGGCUGAGAAAGAAUUUAAUAGACUUCAACAAGAAGUUCGAUGAGGAGUUAUAGCACACAGCAUCGAGAAGGCACAAUUGGCCGAAGAGAUAUCGAGAAUAUCCGAUGCAGUAGGAAAGAAGUCUU
This is a messenger RNA of Elaeis guineensis (African oil palm), 1141 nucleotides long. The record is from RefSeq and is a predicted model, not a curated record. Lineage: Eukaryota; Viridiplantae; Streptophyta; Magnoliopsida; Arecales; Arecaceae.